AUCCCCCCAUCCCAGCCGCCACACCGCCCACAGCGCAGGCACAAGCGAGCAAGAGAAGGCAACGGCGCGACGGCACGACAACGGGGCGGCCGCAAGAGUAGCGGAUCAGCGCGCGGGGAGCGGCGGCGACUCUGCGCGUGGGCGGUGGCUCGCGAAGAGCAUCAAUGCACAGAUCUCGGUGAACGUCGAGCAUUCUGUCGUCGAAGAUGGUGCACGUCGAGCUCGACCGUGCGGACGAGUGGUCCGAGUCCGACGUCUCGGAAGAUGUCUCCGACUCCGAAGUGGGCGAUGGCCUGGACUGGCUCGACGCCGUCGAGAGCCAUGAUGGUUCAGCCCGGCUAUCCGCCGCCUUCUCGAUCGUCGGAGGCGCGGCCGCGGCGCGGAGGCCGAAUGCGCACGGCGGCGUGCUCUCCCGCCCCUUUCAGCCGCUCUCCAAUCGCACGCAGAAGCUCGCCUCCCACAUCCGGGCCACGCCCUUGGAGGAGUGGGAAGGUAGAAUGAACGUGGGGAUGUCAAAUUCGGUAACGACUGCAAUCAGGGACAGCAUAAGGGACACAUCAAUUGGCAAAAUAAGGAACCAUGAGAAGGCCGAUCGUGCUACGGUGGAACAGGCCAUUGACCCAAGAACACGCAUGGUUUUGUUCAAGAUGUUGAACAGUGGUGUUUUUAAUAAUAUAAAUGGUUGCAUUUCUACAGGAAAAGAGGCAAAUGUCUAUCAUGCAACAAAGAUAGAUGGCCAGGAGCUAGCAAUCAAAGUCUAUAAAACCUCUGUCCUUGUCUUUAAGGAUAGAGACAGAUAUGUUCAAGGAGAUUAUCNUUUUAGAUAUGGUUACUGCAAGCAUAAUCCCCGGAAAAUGGUUAAGACCUGGGCUGAAAAGGAAAUGAGAAAUCUUAAACGAGUGGCAGCAGCUAAAAUUCGAUGCCCAGCACCAUUGCUCCUGAAGCUUCAUGUAUUGGUGAUGGAAUUCAUAGGGAAAGGAGGUUGGGCUGCUCCUCGUCUUAAGGAUGCUGCUUUGUCGGUUGACAAGCUGCGUGAAGCUUACUUUGAGAUUGUUACGAUAAUGAGGACACUUUAUCAAAAGUGCAAGCUGGUCCAUGGCGAUUUGAGUGAAUAUAACAUUCUUUAUUUUAAGGGCCACUUAUAUAUCAUUGAUGUUUCGCAAUCUGUUGAUGUUGAUCACCCUUUGGCGUUGGACUUAUUAAAGGAAGAUUGUUUGCAUGUUUCUGACUUCUUUCUGAAACGAGGUGUCGCUGUCAUGACAGUAAUGGAUCUAUUUAAUUUUGUGAUUGAUCAAAACAUUGCGGAUGACGAUGUAGAUGAUUACUUAGAAAAGGUUCAGCAGAAGAUGUUGGAGAAUGGAGAUACACUCGCAAAUGAUGAUGACAUAUCUCCAACAGUCAUGGUGCAGACGUUGGAUUAUGUGAAGCAGUGUGAGGCUGAUAUAGUCAACAUGUCAAUGUUGCAACGACCAUCCCUGUGUUACGAGCCACCAGCGGAUAAGCUUUAUAACCAGCCAUUGCUAGGAUUUGUGCGGGCUGAAAAAAACAAGCGUACUGCUGAAAAGCAGAAAAAACAGUUGUCACAUAAUAAGUGCUCAUUGCUAAGUAGUGGAUGUUGCUCUAGUUCUGGUGAAGAUUCGAGGUAUGAGGCUGAUCCCAAGAUGGGACCUGAGGAGAGGAAGGCUGCUCGGAAGGAGGAGAAGAAGAAAGUGAAAGAAGAGAAGAGAGAAGCUCGGAAGACGAAGGAGCCGAAAGCCGAUAAGAAGAGGAGGAAGAAAAUGGCAAAAGCGAAGUGCAAGAAGUAGCAAUCUCUGGUUGAUUCUAAAUUAAUUCUGUGAGAGCCUGUAUGAUCGAGUGUUUAUAACGAGUAAGGACGAUGCUUCCCCAGCGAUAACGCAAACAAAUGUCAUUGGAUUCUCAGUUGUGUUUUUUUUUUGUUCAUUCCGCUUUUUAAAUUGCGCAGCCCUGAAGCGCAGUAGUGUCUAGCUACCUUGUAAAUGGUGCCUUGUCAAUUGUCAUCAGAUUUAAAAUUUCCAUGUAGUUUCGUUUUGUGACUUGCCAGCUAAGAAAAGUUUCUCAA
Triticum dicoccoides is the source of this 2080-nucleotide messenger RNA. RefSeq names its product serine/threonine-protein kinase RIO1-like. The record is from RefSeq and is a predicted model, not a curated record. Gene Ontology annotation, molecular function: protein serine/threonine kinase activity; ATP binding. Bases 207 to 1805 code for a protein of 532 amino acids. The transcript has 13 exons. NCBI's taxonomy places the organism in Eukaryota, Viridiplantae, Streptophyta, Magnoliopsida, Poales, Poaceae. Gene Ontology annotation, biological process: protein phosphorylation.